This is a messenger RNA of Aspergillus pseudotamarii, 697 nucleotides long. RefSeq names its product PHF5 family protein. The record is from RefSeq and is a predicted model, not a curated record. Gene Ontology annotation, biological process: mRNA splicing, via spliceosome. The transcript has a single exon. Gene Ontology annotation, cellular component: U2 snRNP; precatalytic spliceosome; catalytic step 2 spliceosome. Bases 268 to 594 code for a protein of 108 amino acids. NCBI's taxonomy places the organism in Eukaryota, Fungi, Ascomycota, Eurotiomycetes, Eurotiales, Aspergillaceae.
CGUGUCCUGUAACGCACGGACCACGUUCCUGAUAUGGGGCGUUAAGUUCCGCAUGGAAACUUCUUCCCUUUCCUUCGUCUUCUCCAACGCCCUCGGUCAGGUUCAUAACUGCCUCUGUUUUACAACAUUUGCUAGGGCAUUUGCCAAUCGUUAUAACUGAAACUUCCUUCGUGAGGAAUAUUCUCUCACUCAGAGUUUUCUUCGUUCCCUGUUGUUAGCCACUUCACUUGAGCUUCUUUUGCAUUUGUCACGCCCUCUUAAGUCGCCAUGUCUCGCCAUCACCCCGAUCUCGUUAUGUGCCGCAAGCAGCCGGGCAUCUCUAUCGGCCGACUGUGCGACAAGUGCGACGGUAAAUGCCCCGUGUGUGAUUCCUAUGUGCGCCCCACGACUCUCGUUCGUAUCUGCGACGAGUGCUCGUUUGGUAACUACCAAAACAAGUGUAUCGUCUGCGGUGGCGAGGGAAUCAGUGAUGCUUUCUACUGUUUUGAAUGUACGCGACUAGAAAAGGACCGAGACGGGUGUCCGAAGAUUAUAAACCUGGGAAGUUCGAGAACGGACUUAUUCUACCAAAAGAAAAGUUUUCGAAAUCAUUGACCCCGCGCGAUGGCCAUUUCACCGCUUGUCGGUCCGGUUCGAGUCUAUGGCGGAAAAGACUGCUCUGCGUUCUAUGUUCCUGCUCCUUGCUAGAGCCAUACGC